Loa loa (African eye worm) is the source of this 776-nucleotide messenger RNA. RefSeq lists its product as hypothetical. Lineage: Eukaryota; Metazoa; Nematoda; Chromadorea; Rhabditida; Onchocercidae. The coding region runs from base 8 to 538 and encodes 176 amino acids. The transcript is spliced from 3 exons. The record is from RefSeq and is a predicted model, not a curated record.
GUUUUAGAUGGAAGAAGCAGAAGUAAAGGCAACGAUGGAGCAAACUCUUUCAAUUUUUGAAAGACUUUCAUUGAAAGCGAGUGACAGCAGAGAUUCUGAAGAUGGCGGAAGUAACAGAACACCAAAGAAGAUAUCCAAAAUUAUUUGUUUUUGCCAAAAAGCGCAGCAACCAUCGACAGCAUCAAGCUACACUGCUCGUCUUUCCAAGGAUCGUGCUCGACAUCGUUACAAGCCAUAUUUAUUGCCUUUGAUAAACAAAAAAGUCGACACGCUUAAGCGCAAUUCUGCCUUGGAAAAGCUUUGGGGCAUUAAAUUAGAAGGUGAUGUCGACGAGCUGCGGUUGACGUUAUCAGAGCAACCAUCCAUUAUGGAAAGGAGUAAGAGUUCAAGCUGUGCAGUGGAAGCAUCACGUUAUUUACCGUGGGAUUUAGCGGACGAAGGUGUGGAUGGCGAAGUUGCCGAACUAGCGGAAUAUUUUAAUCAAUUUGUUAAUAUUUGCUUGAAAAUGUCGGCUUUGGCUGAAAGUAUGUAUGCAUAAAGCUGCGUGCAGCGGUGCUAAUUAAUGAAAUAAUGUACUCAUCGAUAAAAAGCUCGAGCCAGUGAACUUUUUAUCGAUUUUAAACGAACGUUCACACAACUCAAAAAUUUCGCGUUUGUUGGAACUUGCAUUACAUCUUUAUUAUUUAGUGCAUGUCAGAUAUAUUUUCGAUGGGACCUCGUAGUUCUUUCCCCUGAUUUCUUUGACUUGCAUGUAUAGAUAGUUGUUAUUUAGGGGC